UGUAGGAGUAACUGAAGGAAAGUAAAGCCAGUGCACAUCACAGACGUCAGUACAACUGGUGUUCAGUUAUCAGCGGGAAGUGAUGGCUACGCAAGAUGAGGUUGGAAUUGGUGAUUUCGUCCUUUUGGACGAAAUCACCAUGGAAACUUUUAUGGAAAACCUUAAAAGAAGAUUUCAAGGUGGAAAGAUAUACAGCUAUAUAGGAGAAGUGUGUGUUUCUGUCAAUCCAUACCGAACUAUGAAUAUUUAUGGGCAAGAAUAUAUCACUCAGUAUAAAGGAAGAGAAUUCUUUGAAAAUCCACCCCAUAUAUUUGCAAUAGCAGAUGCAGCUCAUAAAGAAAUGAAGCAACAGGGACGUGAUACAUGUAUAGUUAUUAGUGGUGAGUCAGGAAGUGGAAAGACAGAAGCUUCAAAAAUAAUAAUGAAGUAUAUAGCUGCAGUGACCAAUUUAGGUGGUCGGCAGGAAGUUGAGAGAGUGAAAAAUGUUCUUCUCCAGUCAAAUGCCAUUCUUGAAGCAUUUGGAAAUGCAAAAACGAAUAGGAAUGACAAUUCCUCCAGGUUUGGAAAGUACAUGGACAUAAACUUUGAUUUCAAAGGAGAUCCAGUGGGAGGCCACAUUAAUAAUUACUUAUUAGAAAAGUCAAGAGUAAUUUUACAACAGAAAGGAGAAAGAAAUUUUCAUAGUUUUUACCAGUUGCUUGGUGGUGCAAGUGAGCCAGAGCUUAAGGAAUUCCAGCUCAGUCGUGACCCCGGAAACUAUUUUUACACUCGACAAGGAAAUGCUUCAAAAGUAGAGGCAAUCAGUGAUAGGUCAGAUUACAAAGCAACUGUUGGAGCAUUCAAAACAUUGGGGUUUUCCAGUGCUGAAACAGAUACAGUCUGGAAAAUUGUGGCUGCAAUUCUUCACUUGGGUAAUGUGGAAUUUACUUCACAAGAUGAUAUUGCUCGGCCUGUAGACCAAGGAGCAGUAAGCCGUGUAGCAUCUAUGCUUAGUGUGGUACCAGCUGAGCUGACUAAGGCACUAAGUGAAAGGGUUAUAGCAGCUCGUGGGGAAGUCAUGCAGAAGACCCACAACCAGUCAGAAGCCGAAUAUGGCAGAGAUGCAUUAGCCAAGGCUGUGUAUGAUAGAUUAUUCACAUGGAUUGUGGGAAAAAUAAAUGAGACACUUGGUAGUGGUGAUCUUCAGAUGAAGAAAUCAUACAUGGGUACAGUGAUCGGUGUGCUAGACAUAUAUGGAUUUGAAAUAUUUGAUACAAACAGUUUUGAACAGUUUUGUAUUAAUUAUUGUAAUGAGAAGUUACAGCAACUCUUUAUUGAACUUGUUCUUAAGCAGGAACAAGAAGAGUACUGUCGUGAAGGAAUUGAGUGGAAGAACAUAGAGUACUUUAAUAAUCAAAUCAUCUGUGACCUAGUGGAGCAACCACACAAAGGUGUUUUAGCAAUAUUAGAUGAGGCUUGCCUGACUGUUGGAAAGAUUACAGAUGAGAUGCUGCUGGAAGCUAUGGAUGAAAAACUGUCUAACCAUGAACAUUUCACAAGUCGCCAGCUAAAUCCAAUGGACAAGGAACUAAAGCAUAAAGUAGAGUUUCGCAUUAGGCACUAUGCAGGAGAUGUGGUGUAUAACAUCAUUGGUUUUCUUGACAAGAACAAAGAUACUUUGUUUCAAGAUUUCAAGCGACUUCUUUUCAACUCAUCUAAUAAGUUAAUUAGCAGCAUGUGGCCUGAAGGUGCAAUGGAUAUAACAAAGACAACCAAAAGGCCACUGACAGCAGGGACCUUGUUCAAAAACUCCAUGAUUGCUUUAGUGAAGACUCUGAAGAGCAAGGAACCAUUCUAUGUCCGGUGCAUUAAGCCAAAUGAUGUAAAAUCUGCUAGUGUAUUUGACUCUGAGCGAGUGGAACACCAAGUGCGAUACCUCGGGCUCUUGGAAAAUUGCAGAGUGCGCAGAGCAGGAUUCGCGCAUCGCCAGAGUUAUACAAAGUUUCUUAAACGGUAUAAGAUGAUAUCACAUUAUACAUGGCCUAACUUCAGAGCUGGCACUGACAAAGAGGGGACACGAAUGCUCAUUGAUGAAAAGGGAUUUUCACAUGAUGUCAAAUAUGGGCACACAAAAAUAUUUAUUCGUUCACCCAGAACACUUUUUGCUUUGGAACAGGCAAGAAACCAGCUAAUUCCGGGCAUUGUGAUCCUGCUUCAGAAACUGUGGCGUGGCACAAUAUGUAGGAUUCGUUACAGGAAGAUGAAAGCAGCACUAUGCAUAUUUAGGCACUACCGAAAGUACAAGAUCAGGAGCUACAUGAUCCAGUUGCAGACUGCCUUCAUGCAUGUGAAAUCACUGCGGGAUUAUGGAAAAACUAUUAUAUGGCCAUCACCACCAGUGGCUGUACGCCCUCUAGUGCCCCUUCUGAAAAAUAUUUACAGUUGUUGGAGAGCAUGGAUGAUCCUAAGGCCAAUUCCAAGAGAUGAAUGGCCACAGCUGAAGCUCAAGAUUAUAGCUGCAUCAGCACUGCGAGGGAAGCGUGCACACUGGGGGCAAACACGCAAGUGGGAAGGCAAUUAUCUUGCCCAGAGUAGUGAAAACCAGAAUGCCAAUCUUUUCAUGACAAGUGUUAAUAGCCUUCGUUCGUCAGACAGGUUCCAGAAGGUCCUAUUCUCAUCAUUCAUUCGCAAGACAAACAGGUUCAGCAAAUGUGCUGACAGAGCUUUGCUCGUAACUGAGAAUAUGCUGUACAAACUGGAAACAAAUAAGUUCAAACCAAUGCGAAAGGGCUCUUCAAUUUCAGAGGUAACUGGCCUGAGUGUUAGUCCUGGACGGGACCAGCUAAUAGUAAUACACUCCAACAAAGGCAAUGACCUUGUGGUGUCUUUACAGGCAAAUGAAGAUCGAAUUGGAGAACUGGUUGCCAUUCUAUGUUCUCGUUACCAUGAGUUCCGCGGCAGUGAUCUGCCGGUUACAGUCAGCAGUAGCUUCCAGUGUAUGCUGGGCAACAAGAGCCUUCCUGUAAGGGUUGAAGUAUCUGCAGAUUCACAAGCAGCAGAUUUCAGGCGUGAUGGCAGUGCUAUUGUUUACACCUUACCAUCCAGUUAUGCAUCAAUCAUGGAAAAUGGACAACAACAGAAGAUUGCCGCAUGAUAAUGACAGAUGAAAUUGGAGCGUGGAGGGUUAACUUGUAACGACAGUUUUGAUGCUUGGCACGCCACAGCAUCAAUGUACCUUCAAGCUACAAAUCAAUUAUUUAUUGUGCAACUGGUGUUUGAAACUAGGCAUCGUCAGCAAUCUUACACUGACACUAAUCACAUCCGAGUGUAUAUUUGUUAGCAACUAUCAGUUUUUCUUUUCUGGAGAAACACUAAAAGUAGUUACCUAAUACAUUUUAUGACAACAUAGAUGUGAUUAGUGCCAGUUUAGGUUCCUGAAGAUAAGUUGGUCCCAAACACUGGACAAGCAAUAAAUAAUUUGUAUACAGUUUAAGUUUUGUUAAAAAAGGCUUUUAUGAAGAUAAAUUGUAUGAUUCUUAAUGUAUUGGCUGCUGUUAGUAUUCUCAGCUGGAGAAAUUUUCUUACUGCAAAGUUUGUUUCCCCUUUGCAGAACAAAGAUGUUGAACAGCAUGGUUUGUUAUUUAAAAGUGUUGUAGUAAAGUUGGGUAUUUUACAGUAGCUACCAGUUAUCUUAAAUUAAUCCUGUUAAAAAAGUUACACAAUCAGUAGCUACCAGCUGACAAUCUUAAAUUAAUCCUGUUAAAAAAGUUACACAAUAUAUUUUGGGUGAGAAACUUGAGCCUUUCCUUUCAUAUUUAUGUCAUAAAAUUAUUUCUGUGGCUUGUUACGUUGUACAUCCUUCAUAUAUAUUUUGUGUGUGUGUGUGUGUGUGUGUGUGUGUGUGUGUGUGUGUGUGUGUGUACCUACAUGUUCUUUUUCUUACUUCACUUUAAGUAUCGCUGGGGACUGAAGCAAAGUGCAAUAAUGUAGUUAAAUUUUUGUAUGACUUUGAUUUCAAAAGAAAGUUGUGGGAUGCAGGGCAGCCUGGUUGAUUACUGAUCAAUGAAAGCCAAAUUUAAUGUACAGUAUUUUACAAAGUCACAUUUUUGUAUGUGCUAAUUUACAUUUUGAACUAUGUUUAACGACUUGAUGUAGUACCAUUAAGAAGCAAGUUGAUGUAUUUGUAGAAUUUUCAGUCAUUGCUAUAGAACUGAAUGAGCUCGUAUGAGAUGUAUUUAUUCAUAAUGAUUAUGUGCCAUGGCAUUUUUGUUAUUUUCAAAGAUCAGUAACUAUUGAACUGAUGAACUGCAGUUUGUAAUAAAUAUUUCAUAACCUUAGCCCUUGCUCCCCAUAGAGAGCUGUGGACAACUUAAUGUGUCAUCAUUUAACAGUUCAAUAAUUGAUAUAGGCUAAUAUUUACCCCAAGGAGUUGUUUAAUUGUGCAAAUAUUUAGCGAUCCAUCACCCCUCCCCUCCCCCCCGGCCCCCGCCCUCCUCAAGCCUCUCUCUCUCUCCCUCCAUCUCAAUCUUUUCUGACAUCCCUUUUUUUAACUGUACUCACUAUCUAUUCUCAGCUGCUAUAAAAGGAAAGUUGUACAGUUAUAUAGUUGCAUUUAGAUUAUUUUAAUUUUUUAUAUAACUUCUGUGUAUUGAGUAAUUGAGCUUUUGCAUACGUCUUGCAGUAAUACAAUAAAAGUUAUUUCAAAUUGAUGAAAAUAUUUUAAGAGCAUAUAUUUUUAUUGUAAAAUUUAGAAAAUGUUUUGUAUUAAAUGCUGUUAUAGAAAUGGUAUGUUUAACAUUUUUGAAAUUGAUGUUACACUAAAAGUGAAACGUGUGACACAUUAUAUUAUAAUAACAGCUCAGUUUUUAUGAGGCUGACAUUAUAUUUUUAUUUUAUUUAUCAGUAAUGUAUAUUCGUAAUUGUAAGAGCAGAAAUAGGAACAGAACAUUGUGAAAUGGUGCUAAACAGGAAAGACUAAUGUAAGUAAAUUUUUAAAAAAAGUACAAAUUGCACAUAAUUUCACUUGAAGUGCCUUAGAAAUGCUUUCCUAUGAUGUGAUAUUUUUAAUUUUUCUUGUAUAAAAUAUAGCAUUAAACAGUGUUAUUCAAACUGUAAAUAUGUAAUUCAUAGUAUUAAAUUUGUUCCUCUGUUAUGUUGCCACACUAAUUUUUCUUAUCCACAGUAGAAUGACACAAGAAAUCAGUUUCUGAAAUUAUUACAUAUGAAUGUCUCACCUCUUCUCUGUUUUAAGUAUCUGAGCAUAUAAUUAUAACAUGUGGUUGGUGAUUUUUCCUGUGAAUGUAUUCAAACAAUGCUGUUUUACUACAGUAUUCUGAUGCCCAGAUUUAACUGGAGGUCUUAAAAAAAUUAUGGUAUAAAAUAUAUUGCUCAUCAUGAAUUUUUCUGUACAUUCUCACAUUCCCUACAAUGCAUCCAGAUCUGUAGUUUGUCUCCAUUUUUUGUGCCUGUUUUAUUUAUGAAGAAACUGUAAUCCAUUUUAUAUUUACCUGUGCUGAUAAUAAAUUCUUGAAUCCUUAGUUCCAUGCUUUGCAAUGGUUAUCAGCAUUUGAACACUGGCUGGAAUAAAAUUCUGAAGUUGAUGGAACAGUUAAUUCAUUUGAAUGUUUAAUUAGUGACAGAGUUUCUUACAGAUUUUACAGUCAGGCAUUUAAAUUUGUAUGAAUGUUUCAUGUAAAAAAAUAAUGUCUCAUGGUAUCCCAUAUGCCUUCAUGAUGAAUGCUUAAUUUCCAGUAACUACUGAUGUUCUCUGACCUGCGUGACCUGGAAGUGACCACAUUGUAGCUUAACUGUUGGUGUGCACAUAUAAUUUGCAGUUACAACAUUGAAAGACAUUUUCUACCGCCUAUUUUGGAACGUAAAUAAAAAAAUAAAGUUAUUUUGGUCUUUUAAAGUAAUGUAAUUGGGCUUCUUGCAGAAAAUUUUGCAUCAUCUGAUAUUUAAUGCAUUUACAGUGUCCAUAUUUGAUUAAUUUUUCAAUACUUUUUGGUUGUAAUUUUGUGCAGCCAAGAAAUGUACUUAAUGUAUGAUAUGUUAAAUGAGCUAAUGUUGUUACCAAUGUAUUAUUGUAGUCAUUAUGAGUUUCAGUGAUUGUGUUCAGUUGUGCCAUUAUGAAAGUAAAGAUUUCAAUUCUGGAUGAGUGCUUUAUGUCUUCAAUUACUCUGUUUUGAUUAACAGUUGACUCUAUAAUAUGUGAGACUGGGGAAAAUAAUUUCCAUUUUAUGACAUUUUUUUGAUGGUGGAGGUCAUUUUCCAUAUGGGAAUACAGUAUUAACAGUUAUAUAGCACACCCUUGUGUGAUAGUUGUGCCAUAACAUCACAAAAAAUUGCUAGAAAAUGGUAUGAAAUACAUAUUCAUGUUUCAAUACUAUGAAAUUAAUUAAUGUAAGAAUUGAAUUUUAUAGAAUGAUCCAGAAUGAUAAUUCGACCAAAUAAAAUAGAAAAAAUAUAUUCUUAAUUAGUGGUGACAGACUGAAAGAAAAAUCAAUUUUUGUUAAUAAUGCCUAUGGAGCUCUGCUUCCUUCAUGUCAUUUAUUUUUUGUUGGGCAGAAGAACUGAUAGUUCCAAAUGUUAAUAUAUCUGACAGACUAUAUUUUGUGAGUGGAUCUGCUGAUAUGUGAUGAGUAUACAUUAUUCUAUUUUUAUUUGCUCAUAGUAUUUGUUUAGAGAUGUAGAAUUCACAGCCAGUAUUUUUAAAACUGUCAGUAUUUAUUAACAGUGUGUUUCAUCAAAGAGUGAUAUUCUGGAAGAUCCUCAAUAAAUGUGUCCUUAAAGAAAAAAAUGUGAACUUUGUAAGUUUAAAGAAAUAUUACUACAAGAAACAAAUUUUAUGUACAUCAGUAUUUAUAUUGUAUUUAAAAAUAAUGGGUGUUAAAAUUCAAAAUUUGUUUAUGGUUGUGGCUCUUGUGAUGCGUUCCCUAGCUACACUUGUGCACCACAUUUUAAUGAAAGAUAUGUGCUACUGGUGCUCUUUGCACAGAAAAGUAUAAGAACAGAGUAAACUGUAACAGGAGAUAAUUGGAAAUAAAAAUUAUGAAUCUGA
This is a messenger RNA of Schistocerca cancellata (South American locust), 7039 nucleotides long. It is a transcript of the gene Myo31DF, whose product is annotated as unconventional myosin ID. Gene Ontology annotation, biological process: vesicle transport along actin filament; actin filament organization. The record is from RefSeq and is a predicted model, not a curated record. The transcript has 18 exons. Gene Ontology annotation, molecular function: ATP binding; actin filament binding; microfilament motor activity. Lineage: Eukaryota; Metazoa; Arthropoda; Insecta; Orthoptera; Acrididae. The coding region runs from base 83 to 3133 and encodes 1016 amino acids. Gene Ontology annotation, cellular component: microvillus; actin cytoskeleton; myosin complex.